This is a messenger RNA of Centrocercus urophasianus (Greater sage-grouse), 9742 nucleotides long. It is a transcript of the gene ITPR3, whose product is annotated as inositol 1,4,5-trisphosphate receptor type 3. Gene Ontology annotation, molecular function: inositol 1,4,5-trisphosphate-gated calcium channel activity; inositol 1,4,5 trisphosphate binding. NCBI's taxonomy places the organism in Eukaryota, Metazoa, Chordata, Aves, Galliformes, Phasianidae. The transcript has 57 exons. Gene Ontology annotation, biological process: calcium ion transmembrane transport. The record is from RefSeq and is a predicted model, not a curated record. Bases 371 to 8446 code for a protein of 2691 amino acids. Gene Ontology annotation, cellular component: endoplasmic reticulum; membrane.
CGAGCAGGACUUCCUGAUUGCUCUCUAUUGGCUGCAGGUAGAAAGCUGUGGGGAGACGGAGGCACGGACAGCCGGACAGAUCUCAUGCAGUGCUCUUCUUGAGCCUCUUCCUCCCACACUCCUCUUCCUCCUCCUCCUCCCUCCGCUGCCCGGCUCCUUUGGCUCGAGUCCUGCGCGGCACAUGUAAAAGUUGAGCGAGAGCGUCCCGCUCCCCUCCGCUGCUCGAAGGGAACGGGCGAGGGGUAGAGGGCGAGAGCCGGGCUGGGAGAGCCCCCGGGCACGAUCCUGAGCCCCGCUUGCUCCAUGGUGCAUUCGUGCCCGGGGAGGUGACGUCGGGAAGAAGAGACGCGGUGCCGACUCGAGGGCAACCAUGAAUGAGAUGUCGAGUUUCCUGCACAUCGGGGACAUCGUCUCCCUGUACGCCGAGGGCUCCGUCAAUGGUUUCAUCAGCACUUUGGGGCUGGUGGAUGACCGGUGUGUGGUGGAGCCGGCAGCUGGGGACCUGGACAACCCUCCCAAGAAGUUUCGAGAUUGCCUCUUCAAAGUGUGCCCCAUGAACCGCUACUCCGCCCAGAAGCAGUACUGGAAGGCCAAGCAGACCAAGCAGGACAAGGAGAAGAUCGCAGACGUGGUGCUGCUGCAGAAGCUCCAGCAUGCAGCCCAGAUGGAGCAGAAGCAGAACGAGACGGAGAACAAGAAGGUGCACGGGGACGUGGUGAAAUAUGGCAGCGUCAUACAGCUCCUGCACAUGAAGAGCAACAAAUACCUGACAGUGAACAAGCGGCUGCCAGCCCUGCUGGAGAAGAAUGCCAUGCGGGUGACGCUGGAUGCCACCGGCAAUGAGGGCUCCUGGCUCUUCAUCCAACCCUUCUGGAAGCUGAGGAGCAAUGGAGACAAUGUAGUUGUGGGAGACAAAGUCAUCCUGAACCCCGUGAAUGCUGGGCAGCCGCUGCACGCCAGCAACUAUGAGCUCGCUGAUAAUGCAGGCUGCAAGGAGGUGAACUCGGUCAAUUGUAACACCAGCUGGAAAAUCAACCUCUUCAUGCAGUUCCGUGACCACAUGGAGGAAGUGUUGAAGGGGGGGGACGUGGUGAGGCUCUUCCACGCCGAGCAGGAGAAGUUCCUGACCUGUGAUGAGUACAAGGGCAAGCUGCACGUCUUCCUGCGCACCACCCUGCGGCAGUCGGCCACCUCAGCGACCAGCUCCAAUGCCCUCUGGGAGGUGGAGGUAGUUCACCACGACCCGUGCCGAGGAGGGGCUGGGCACUGGAAUGGCUUGUACCGCUUCAAGCACCUCGCCACGGGCAACUACCUGGCAGCAGAGGAAAACCCAAGUUAUAAAGGAGACGUGGCUGAGCCCAAAGCAGCGCCCACGGGGGGGAGCAGCCGCUCCAGCCGCAGGAACACGGGGGAGAAGAUCAAGUACCGGCUGGUGGCCGUGCCCCACGGGAACGACAUCGCCUCCCUCUUCGAGUUGGACCCCACCACGCUGCAGAAGACAGAUUCCUUCGUCCCACGGAACUCUUACGUGAGGCUUCGCCACCUCUGCACCAACACCUGGAUCCAAAGCACCAACGUGCCCAUUGACAUUGAUGAGGAAAGACCCAUCCGCCUCAUGCUGGGCACGUGUCCCACCAAAGAAGACAAAGAAGCAUUUGCCAUUGUCUCUGUGCCUGUGUCUGAGAUCCGGGACCUGGACUUUGCCAACGACGCCAGCUCAAUGCUGGCCAACGUGGUGGAGAAGAUGAACGAAGGUUUUCUUAGCCAGAACGACCGGAGGUUUGUGAUCCAGCUGCUGGAGGACUUGGUGUUUUUUGUCAGUGAUGUCCCAAACAACGGCCAGAACGUGCUGGACAUUGUGGUGACCAAACCCAACCGGGAAAGGCAGAAGCUCAUGCGGGAGCAGAACAUCCUGAAGCAGAUCUUUGGGAUCCUGAAAGCCCCCUUCAAGGACAAGGGUGGGGAAGGGCCCCUGGUGCGGCUGGAGGAGCUGUCGGACCAGAAGAAUGCUCCCUACCAGUACAUGUUCCGGCUGUGCUACCGUGUGCUCCGGCACUCCCAGGACGACUAUCGCAAGAACCAGGAGCACAUAGCCAAGCAGUUCGGCAUGAUGCAGUCCCAGAUUGGCUACGACAUCCUGGCCGAGGACACCAUCACAGCCCUGCUGCACAACAACCGCAAGCUGCUGGAGAAGCACAUCACCAAGACCGAGGUGGAGACCUUCGUCAGCCUGGUGCGCAAGAACCGUGAGCCACGGUUUUUGGACUACCUCUCAGACCUGUGCGUGUCCAACCACAUUGCCAUCCCCGUCACCCAGGAGCUGAUCUGCAAGUGUGUGCUGGACCCGAAGAACAGUGACAUCCUCAUCAAAACAGAGCUGAGGCCGGUGAAGGAGAUGUCCCAGACCCACGAGUACCUGAGCAUCGAGUACUCAGAGGAGGAGGUCUGGCUCACCUGGACAGACAAAAACAAUGACCACCAUGAGAAAAGCAUCCGGCAGCUGGCGCAGGAGGCCCGGGCUGGCAAUGCCCAUGAUGAGAAUGUCCUCAGUUACUACAGGUACCAGCUGAAGCUCUUUGCUCGCAUGUGUCUGGACCGCCAGUACUUGGCCAUCAAGGAGAUCUCCCAGCAGCUGGGUGUGGACCUGAUCUUCCUCUGCAUGGCAGAUGAAAUGCUGCCCUUCGAUCUCCGAGCGUCCUUCUGCCACCUCAUGCUGCACGUGCACGUGGACAGGGACCCUCAGGAGCUGGUGAUGCCCGUGAAGUUUGCACGGCUCUGGACUGAGAUCCCCACCGCCAUCACUAUCAAAGACUACGACUCCAACCUCAACGCCUCACGUGACGACAAGAAAAACAAGUUUGCCAGCACCAUGGAGUUUGUGGAGGACUACCUCAACAACGUGGUGAGCGAGGCAGUGCCCUUUGCCAACGAGGAGAAGAACAAGCUCACCUUCGAGGUCGUCAGCCUUGCCCACAACCUCAUCUACUUUGGCUUCUACAGCUUCAGUGAGCUGCUGCGCCUGACGCGCACGCUGUUGGGCAUCAUCGACUGUGUCCAAAACCCCCAGCUGAUGAUGCAGGCGGUCUACAGUGAUGAGGUGACAGGGAAGAAUGUGAGGAGGUCAAUCCAGGGCGUUGGACAGAUGAUGUCCACGAUGGUGCUGAGCAGGAAACAGUCUAUCUUCAGCCCUCCGAGCCUCAGUGCUGGCUCUGCCCCAGAGCCUGUGGACAGGGGGAGGAGCGUCGAAAAUGAGAACAUUGUGGUGAUGGAGACCAAGCUGAAGAUCCUGGAGAUCUUGCAGUUCAUCCUGAAUGUGCGGCUGGACUACAGGAUUUCCUACCUGCUUUCUGUCUUCAAGAAAGAAUUUGUGGAAGUCUACCCCAUGCAGGACAGUGCAGCUGACGGGACGGCUCCAGCCUUUGACUCCACAACUGCAGCAAUGAACUUGGACCGGAUCGGCGAGCAUGCAGAGGCCAUGUUUGGUGUGGGGAAGACGAGCAGCAUGCUGGAGGUGGAUGACGAAGGAGGGAGGAUGUUCCUGCGGGUGCUGAUCCACCUGACAAUGCACGACUACCCACCGCUCAUCUCCGGCUCCUUGCAGCUCCUCUUCAAACAUUUCAGCCAGAGGCAGGAGGUCUUGCACACCUUCAAGCAGGUUCAGCUCCUGAUCUCAGCCCAGGAUGUGGAGAACUACAAGGUGAUCAAGUCAGAGCUGGACAAACUGCGCACCAUGGUGGAGAAAUCGGAGCUGUGGGUGGACAAGAAAGGCAGCGUCAAAGGAGACAGCAAUGUGGAUGGGAACAAGAAGGAGAAGAAAGAGCACACUGCUGAUGAAGAGGUCAUUGCUCCAGGAGAGAAGAGCAGCGAGAACUAUCAGAUAGUCAAGGGGAUCCUGGAGCGGCUGAAUAAGAUGUGUGGAGUUGGAGAGCAAGUGCGCAAGAAGCAGCAGCGCCUGCUGAAGAACAUGGAUGCCCACAAAGUGAUGCUGGAUCUGCUGCAGAUCCCUUAUGAGAAGGGUGAUGCCAAGAUGAUGGAGAUCCUCAAGUUCACCCAUCAGUUCCUGCAGAAGUUUUGUGCUGGCAAUCAGGAAAACCAGGCUCUGCUGCACAAACACCUCAACCUGUUCCUGACCCCGGGGCUCCUGGAGGCUGAGACAAUGCAGCACAUCUUCCUCAACAACUACCAGCUCUGCUCAGAGAUCAACGAGACGGUGCCACAGCACUUCAUCCACUGCGUGGCCACCCACGGCCGCCAUGUGCAGUACCUGGACUUCCUGCACACCAUCAUCAAGGCCGAGGGCAAGUACGUCAAGAAGUGUCAGGACAUGAUCAUGACCGAGCUCACCAAUGCUGGGGACGACGUGGUUGUUUUCUACAAUGACAAGGCAUCACUGGCCACCUUGUUGGAGAUGAUGACAGCAGCCAGGGAUGGGGUGGAGGAGAACAGCCCGCUGAUGUACCACAUCUCGUUGGUGGACCUCCUGGCUGCGUGUGCUGAGGGCAAGAACGUCUACACUGAGAUCAAGUGUACAUCCCUGCUGCCCUUGGAGGACGUGGUGAGGGUGGUGACCCAUGAGGACUGCAUCACGGAGGUGAAGAUGGCCUAUGUGAACUUUGUCAACCACUGCUACGUGGACACAGAGGUGGAGAUGAAAGAGAUCUACACCAGCAACCACAUCUGGACUCUCUUUGAGAACUUCACCCUGGACAUGGCCCAGAUGUGCAAAAAGCGAGAGAAGCGCCUGCCAGACCCCACUCUGGAGAAGUACGUGCUGACAGUGGUGCUGGACACCAUCAAUGCAUUCUUCAGCUCUCCCUUCUCAGAGAACAGCACCUCACUGCAGACCCACCAGACCAUUGUGGUGCAGCUUCUCCAGUCCACCAUGAGGCUGCUGGAGUGCCCCUGGCUGCAGCAGCAGCACAAGAGCUCAGUGGAGGCCUGCAUCCGAACGCUGGCGAUGGUCGCCAAGAGCCGCUCCAUCGCGCUGCCCAUGGACCUGGAUGCCCACGUCAGCUCCCUGCUCAACAGCAGCUCCACCAGCACCGUGCAGAGGAACACAUCCAGCUACAAGACGGCCACGCGGACCUUCCCCCGCGUCUCCACCACCCCCAACCAGUGGGAUUACAAGAACAUCAUAGAGAAGCUGCAGGACAUCAUUAAUGCCUUGGAGGACCGCCUGAAACCGCUUGUGGAGGCUGAGCUCUCUGUGCUGGUGGAUGUCCUCCACCGGCCAGAGCUGCUCUUCAUGGAGGGCACAGAGGCGUAUCAGCGAUGCGAGAGUGGAGGUUUCCUGUCCAAGUUGGUGCAGCACACCAAGGACCUGAUGGAGACGGAGGAGAAGCUGUGCAUCAAGGUGUUACGGACCCUGCAGCAAAUGCUGGUGAAGAGGAACAAGUAUGGUGAGAGGGGCAACCUGCUGCGGAAAAUGCUCCUGAACAAUUACCUGCAGAACAAGAAGUCCAGCUCCAAAGGGGAAAUCGUGGAUGCUGCUGGGGGAGGCCAGGACCAGGACUGGUCUGCUAUUGCUGCUGUCCAGUGCCGGCUGGACCGAGAAGGAGCCACCAAGCUGGUGGCUGACCUCAUCAUGAACACCAAGAACGAGAAGAUCUUCCAGGAGAGCAUCCUGCUUGCCAUUCGGCUGCUGGAUGGGGGCAACACCGAGAUCCAGAAAUCCUUUUACAACCUGAUGACGAGCGACAAGAAGUCCGAGAAGUUCUUCAAAGUUUUACACGACCGGAUGAAGAAGGCUCAGCAAGAGACCAAGUCAACCGUGUCCGUGAACAUGAGUGACAUUGGGAACAAACCUCGUGAGGACAAGGACGAGCCUGACCCUGGCACCAAAGGUAUGGAGCCGUGUCCUCCCAGCAAGGCCAGUGCCUGCCUCGUUGGACAGCCUGAUGCUAAUGGGGUUGGUUUGCCCCUAGGACGAGGAGAGACCUUCAUGAUGCCUGGCACCCCCUCCCGAUACCCGCUGGCCUUAGGGUUUCGGAAGGGCCACGACGCCGGGGAGCAGGGGCAGAACAAUGAGAUGGGGGUGACGGUCCUGAUUAUGGAGCCUAUCCUGCGAUUCCUCCAACUGCUGUGUGAGAACCACAACCGAGACCUUCAGAAUUUCCUGCGGUGCCAAAAUAACAAGACCAACUACAACCUGGUGUGUGAGACACUGCAGUUCCUUGACAUCAUGUGUGGCAGCACCACGGGUGGGCUGGGGCUGCUGGGCCUCUACAUCAACGAGUACAACGUGGCUCUCAUCACCCAGACCCUGGAGACCCUGACUGAGUACUGCCAAGGGCCCUGCCAUGAGAACCAGAGCUGCAUCGUGACCCAUGAGUCCAAUGGGAUUGACAUCAUCACAGCCCUCAUCCUCAACGACAUCAGUCCCCUCUGCAAGUACCGGAUGGACCUGGUCCUGCAGCUGAAGGACAAUGCCUCCAAGCUCCUCUUGGCCCUCAUGGAGAGCAGGCAUGACAGUGAGAACGCCGAGCGGAUCCUCAUCAGCCUCCGCCCGCAGGAACUGGUCGACGUGAUUAAGAAGGCCUAUCUGCAGGAGGAAGAGUGUGAAAACGCCGAGGUCUCCCCUCGGGAAGUUGGCCACAACAUUUAUAUACUGGCACUGCAGCUGUCCCGACACAACAAGUCUCUGCAGCAGCUCCUGAAGCCGGUGAAGCGAAUCCAGGAGGAAGAGGAGGAGGGCAUCUCAUCCAUGCUCAGCCUCAAUAACAAGCAGCUGACGCAGAUGCUGAAGUCGACGGCCCCAGUCCAGGAGGAGGAGGAGGACCCGCUGGCGUACUACGAGAAGCACACGUCCCAGAUUGAGAUUGUGCGCCUGGACCGCAGCAUGGAGCAGAUAAUCUUCCCAGUGCCUGGCAUCUGUGAGUUCCUCACCAAGGAGACCAAGUACCGACUCUUCACCACGACGGAGCAGGACGAGCAGGGCAGCAAAGUCAGUGAUUUCUUCGACCAGUCAUCCUUCCUCCACAAUGAGAUGGAAUGGCAGAAGAAACUGCGCAGCAUGCCGCUGAUGUACUGGUUCUCCCGCAGAAUGACUCUCUGGGGAAGCAUUUCCUUCAACCUGGCUGUCUUCAUCAACAUAAUCAUUGCUUUCUUCUACCCUUAUGUUGAAGCCACUUCCAUGGGAGUGCUGGAUUCCCCAUUGAUCUCACUGCUCUUCUGGAUUCUGAUCUGCUUCUCCAUCAUGGCCCUGUUCACCAAGCGGUACGGUGUCAGACCGCUGCUGGUGGCCCUGAUCUUGCGAUCAAUUUAUUACUUGGGGAUUGGACUCACACUGAACAUCCUGGGAGCUCUCAAUCUGACCAACAAGAUUGUGUUUGUGGUGAGCUUCGUGGGUAACCGUGGGACCUUCAUCCGAGGCUACAAGGCCAUGAUCAUGGACGUGGAGUUUCUUUACCACGUUGGCUACAUCCUGACGAGCGUCCUGGGGCUCUUUGUGCACGAACUCUUCUACAGCAUCCUGCUGUUUGACUUGAUCUACCGCGAGGAGACCUUGUUUAAUGUCAUCAAGAGCGUGACGCGCAACGGGCGCUCCAUCCUGCUGACUGCCCUCCUGGCGCUCAUCCUUGUCUACCUCUUCUCCAUCGUGGGCUUCUUGUUCCUGAAGGAUGACUUCAUCCUGGAGGUGGACCGGCUGCCGGAUAGCAAAGCCCAAGAUGACCCCUUGGGGAUGCAUAGGAACAUGGAGACCUUCAUGGAGUCCUGCAGUGGUGACAAAAUUAGCUGCUCCGCUGAGCCCACUGCUUUGCAAGAAGCAGACACUGACCAGUGGGAACGAGCCUGUGACACACUGCUCAUGUGCAUUGUCACUGUCCUGAACCACGGCCUGAGGAACGGAGGGGGUGUGGGGGACAUUCUGCGCAAGCCAUCGAAGGAUGAGUCCUUGUUUCCUGCUCGGGUUGUCUACGACCUCCUCUUUUUCUUCAUUGUCAUUAUCAUCGUCCUGAACCUCAUCUUUGGGGUCAUUAUUGACACCUUUGCUGACCUGAGGAGCGAGAAGCAAAAGAAAGAAGAGAUACUGAAGACCACUUGUUUCAUAUGUGGACUCGAACGGGACAAGUUUGACAACAAGACAGUGUCCUUUGAGGAGCAUAUUAAGUACGAGCACAACAUGUGGAACUACUUGUACUUCAUAGUGCUGGUGCGAGUGAAGAACAAGACAGACUACACAGGUCCGGAGAGCUACGUGGCUCAGAUGAUAAAGAACAAGAACCUAGACUGGUUCCCCCGGAUGCGAGCCAUGUCUCUGGUCAGCAAUGAAGGGGAAGGGGAACAGAACGAGAUCCGAAAUCUUCAAGACAAACUCAACUCAACGAUGAAGCUGGUGUCCCAUCUCACCUCCCAGCUGAAUGAGCUGAAGGAACAGAUGACAGAGCAGAGGAAGCGCAGACAAAGGAUGGGGUUUGUGGAUGUCCAGAAUACCAUGAACCAUUAAGACACAGAAAAAGGAUCAGCUUCACCCCCUGAAGGACUAAACACACCUAUCAGAUGAUGAGGCUGCUUAUCCCUGGGUCCCACGCAUGGACAUCACUGUCAGAGAAAGCAGGACCACGUGGAGGGGCUUCCAAGUCAAUAUUCUCCUUAGAUUGCUUGUAAGCAAUUCAGGAACCAAUGGCUGGCGAGGAUUCCUCACGAUUCCUGGACCCACAUGUUACUCCAUGCCCUUAGAGGAAGAUAAAUUAUACAAGACUUUUAUUCCUCAUUGCAAUAACUCUUUAUUUUGCAAAUGUAGGGGGUUGUAUCUUUAUCUCCAUGUGCUACAUCUGGUGGCCUCCACCCAGGUGUAGUGUAACUAGCUGUAGGGCUGCAGUAUUUAACUUAUUCCAGGAGCAUCACUAGUAAACGUGGAACUUUGCAGACCAGCCAUCGUAUUUGCUGUACCUGCUCCAUGCUGCUUCCUGUCCAUUUAAAGAAUUCUGUUCAUCACUUUGGUGCAGUAAAAGAGGAGCUAACCUCAGGAGAUGGAUUUGAUAAUUUAGCUCACCAAAUGAGGAUGAGAAUCUAAGGUAGUACUAUGAGAACUGGCCUUUUGCCUUCUGUGGACAAAGAAUAUCUGGGGAGUAGUAGUAGGAAACUGCAGGUUUACAGGAGUUCACUGUGAAGGGGUGUCCUGUGGUUUAGAUUCAUCUCUGGUGUAAUGUUUUACUUUUGUUGUUGUUACUUAAGAACUAAAGUGUAAAUUGCCUUAACUAAAUUAAAGACAAAAUGAAGUUAUAAUAAAAACUUAAACAUGGUAAAGAAACCUCCCUUCCUCUGGGACGCAGGGGGGCUGUUGUGAAUAGAAAUAAAGAGCAAUUCAGAUACGUGAACCAAUGCAGGGCUGUAUUACCAAAGAUACCACAGCCCACUGCCAACAACGUUACUGUGAAGAACUACCUGGAACACCAGCCUUGCAUUCCGAAGCGUUCGAUCAGAGCAUCCUGCAAAGUUUCCAAUUCUUUCGCUACUUGCCAGGAAAACAGACUUUGAACACAUGGAAAGGAGCAGCUGUUCGAGCUGCCUGGAGCCAAGCAGAGUCCUGGCAUAGCUGUGUUCUAGACACUCAUCAUUCUCCAGCCAAGCAGUGCUGCAGCCAUCCCAGCUACAAUCCUGCGCCUCUGCCUCCCAAGAACAGAGGUUGAGGCAAGCAUCAAAGAUUUAAAAAGCAAUAAAAAUAGGCCACAGCGAUGGACUAAUCACACCUGAAAUUAAUUUACGGCCCUAUAGAGCAACACAUCAUGACAACCUAUCU